UCCAACUUUGAUUUCUCAGCCUUGGAUCAUUUGUGGAUAAUAAACGCAGAGGAGAAAGAAGAGAAAGCCCAAUAUGUCCCUGAUUCAACACUGGAUCUCAACGGAAUGCCUGCAUGGCUGAGCGAAACGUGCCAACCGCGGGACGAUCAGAACAUUCUAAACACUAUGGCGGUAGUUGCUUCGGAGGAAUUCAGUCCGGCACCUUCUGAAUGCAGCUCCACAAGCAACAGCCACUUUUUCAGCGAAGACGAACCGCUCAGCCCGAAUGAAAUGAAAUUUACAGAGAAAGAGCUGCGAGAGCUCUCUGUGAAAGAUAUAAAUAGACUUCUCAAAGAACGAGGGCUGUCAAAAGAUGAAAUUGCGAGAGUGAAACACAGGCGACGAACUUUAAAGAAUAGAAGAUAUGCUCAGCAUUCAAGGCUGCGAAGGAUAGAAACUAAAAACAAUCUGGAAGUGGAAAAGAAGAGCCUGUCGCAAGAGCUGGAAAAGCUUCGAAAACAGGUGACUGCUGUGGAACGAGAGCGCGAUAUGUACAAGGACAAGUACGUCAAAUUGCUGACUCAAGUUUCCAAAAUGCCAGGAAAGCUGAUCAAGAUUAGCCCUCUACCAAACUGAAGGAGACUUUUCUCCGUACAAACACUGAGGUUAUGCUAUAAAACACUGAAUUUUAUAGUUCCUUUGUACAUGUACAACUAAGUUAAGUGAAUCAACUGCUUAUCAGUACGAGGGCAGUUGGGCAACAUUGGGCAAGUUGUAACUUCGCUAUAAGUGAAAAAGUUAACGUUGGACAUUCCCAUAGCUUUCGAACAUAUCAUCUCUCAAGCUUGUUGUUCUUAUUUAAAAUGCUCAUAGUUGUUUUAGAAUUUUUAGCUCGUUGUUAGCUCGGUAUUUCAGACGGCUAGUUAGCUAAAACGUUCCAGAACGUCGCGAAACGUUGCGUGACGUAAUGAUGUAUUUUUGUUAUUAAGUAGCGGUUGACCGCUGACACGUGAACGCGAGUUCAGUAGUUAGUGAGACGGAUUAUAUAUUCUCUUUUUUUCAUGUAUUUAUUGAGCGAUCUCAACCCGUCUAAAGAAAAGCAAAAACAAAACAAAACAAAUUAAAUUUUUCAAAAAGAAGAAAAAAUACAAUUUAAUUGAGAACAAGAAACUAUGGAAAAAAAAUUUAAACAGUUGAAUGAAAAAAACAAAAAUAUAUUUCUAGGGAGUUAUUAACUUUAGGAAUUCUUGAACUUUCUGGGCUGAUACCAGGGGGAAGUUUCUUAUAGUACCCUUGCCCCACAGAUAGUUUUCUGAACAACUUAUCAAUAUUAUGUAUAUUAAAAUCAUGUACUCACAUGUUGACACGUUGUUAUCCAAAGAAAAAUGUCCCAAAUAAAUCAAGCAACUGCAUGUCAGUUGGAUUUUGUUUCCUCAUUACCUAGUAGUGUGGAUAAAAAAAAGACAUUUAGUGGUAUUUGUACUGAUGUUGUAUAUAGUGUGUGUUAGUUGAAAUUAAAACACUUUACGUUGUCAAUAUUGUGUGGCUUAUUGCGAUCAUCUCAGAGUUUUCUCCUCGCAGUCAUCUCAUCCCAAAGCAUGAGUAGCAGGUAAUCAAGCCUAGUCAUCAUAUGGAUGUUGCAACAUACACAGUUUUAUUGUUUAACCCUUUAAGUCCCAAUAUCCACAUACAAAUUCUCCAAACUGAUCUCCAUACAUUUUCUUGAAGAAUUAGUUGAGAGAAUUUGGUAAAAGAUCUAAUUUUUUCUCUUUGUGAUCAUUUUGUUAAUUCUCAUAGACUUUGCUCAUGAUAGUCUAUGGAUACCGUUAGGAGAAAAUUGAUUUUGAGCACUAUUGGGGACUUAAAGGGUUAACCCUUUUUUCAACCCCAUAAGUGGUCAAAGACAAAUUGUACAAAUGUUCUGAAUUUCAAUCUGUAAAAUGCUAAGAACAAAAAGUAUCAUGUGAAAGUACUGCCAAAGGAUGGUAACACCAAAGGCUUUUGUCCACAGACUAAAAAGUUAGAACCAUCUUACAAGACUCCAUGUAAUCAGUCAGACCUAAGGGAUUCUAUCUUGAACUGGCACUGCAUAAGUUACUAUAAAAAUUUCUUCAGCAUACCCAUAUUAUUUGCACAAAACUGUCUCCCCUGCCCUAGUCAAAUUCUAUCAAUAUACCCUCAAUUUGUCAAACCUUCCAAUAAUUCAAACCAAUUUCAUUUUCAUUGAGUAAGUUAAACAAAAAUCAAGAUUCUGCUGUAGCGAUUUAAAUCCCACUCAAAUAAUUUCAAGUCGACAUCGAAAACAAAAAAAUAAAUGUUAAAUCUGAUGAUUCCAGUCUUAGUACCACCCAUGUUGCAUUGUCUCCUGGUGGCAGAGGAUUUACUCAAGCUUGAGUGUUCAACAAGCUAUGAUUGUAAACAAAUUUCUUUGAUCAUUAUUUUACAACACUAAUCUCUGUUGUUACUCCUUUGGAAACGCAAAUGUGUCAUUGAGAGACACUGCACAGACAUUAAGGGUUUCUAGUCACACCUGCAAUCUUCUACCUUAUGCAGUCAAAUUGCCCCUGGCCCUUAUGAGCUGCCACCUUGCAUUUAGGUAAAACAACAAAAUGUUCCCAGUCAAAGCAUCAUUAGUUUGGUUCCUCUUCCAGAAGCACACUGUUCAAAUAACCGAUAUACCACCUCAUUCUAAAAAAAUUAGACUGUAGUUCAACGUUCCAAGCCACUGAGAUCACAGUGGCAGCAAAAAGACAAUAUCCGAGGACAAUAAUAUUGUUACUAAAUUUGACUGUUGAGAGAAUCAAGGAUGUUGCCAUUUUAAACCAGUUCAAUUACUCCUUGUUGACACUGAUUGCAAAGCUUUCAGAAAGUUGUCAUUCUCCAUCAAAAUCAUUCUAUCUUUUUGAAAAGAUAUCCAUAUUUGAGCAACCUGACCUUCAAUAUGCAAAAUGCUAAAACUAGUAAUUUGGGGACUUUUGCAUAAAUUUUGAUUUCUUAACAAGUUUCCAUGCUGCUGUUCACAGUUCCAUUACUUAUGGCUGCGCAUGGUCGAUAUGAAUUGUUUUGUGUUUUGAGUGCUGUGAAGGCGCUUGACGAUAAAGUGUCCAGAAUAAAUGUACAGGGUUGUUCAACUUUUCAAGUUUGAAACGAGGUGUUGACAGGCUAAACACAACUCAUAGUGUGAAAUGUGACCUUGGCCUUGGAGUUAGCUUGAACUAGUCUAGGUUAUGGAUAACAUGGAGUAUUUUAAACUCUGACAGAGCAAAUCUUACUUUUGCCACUCUGAGUCUUGUAUUUAGAGGUCAUGAAGCUGGUCUGAAACAUGCAUACUGAGCAAUUAUUUCCUGUGGUCUGGAGCACUAUGUCCCACAGUUCCUCCAUUGGCAAUUACUUUUGUUUUAGCUAGAUAGUCUAUGUGACUGUACGGGUAGUGCAUUUUUUGUUACAAGUGCCUAAAGCAAGACUGCUGUUACAGAAUUAAAAGGUUCCUUGUUAGUUGCUACCAUGGUAAUAAGUCUUUACUUUGUGUGAGAGACUGACUCUAAGGUCACAUUUAUUCUUGUUUAGCAUGUCAACACUAUUUUCAAACCGGAUGUUUUCGUUGGCAUGUUCCGCCAAUAAUAAAAGGUUUUCUGUUUUGGAAAGGUAAUAGCCAAUCAGAAAAUACCUACCAUAAUUUGCAAAAGUAGGUGAGUUCACCAGACAACAUUAUAACACUCGGAAUUCAGACGUCUCUCCCACCUACCGCCCCCCCAUGUGGCAAUUAGACUAAUUACCAUUCACAGAAAUAGCAGAAUAAAAGGCAGCAUUUAUAUAAUGUGCAAACUUUGUGCCAUGCAGCUACACCUCAGGAAUCACACUCAUGCACUCACGUGCAAAUUCAAUCAAAAGAAUACUAAUGCUAAAACUAGUAACGCUCAAUCUCUCUCAAUGACAUUAAAAGGGUUCUACUUCAAUUUACCCCAGUUUCUAGCAUGAAUUGCAGCCGGACCUGUCACUUAAGACCUACAUAGAGAGCUUGAUAUAUUGGUAGGCUAUGAGGGGGAUUUAGCCUGCCUACAGCACAAACUAACUGUAUUCUAAACUGCAAAAGAAUGUAAACAAAUAGCAUAGUCGAUAAAGAAAGAGCAAAUGCAGAAAUAAUCCAAAGCAUUGAAUGUGAUUCUACAGAACUAGAUAGAUGCUGUUUUUGUAGUGUCUAGUGGUAGCAGAUCAGAUGUUUGAUGAGCAAGCCCUACUUAAUGUUCCAUAACAACUACAUUAUUCCCUAGUCUCACUUCUCAGGCUCAUACUCAGUGAGUUGAUGGAUUUUCCCAAACUUUUCCAUGUCAAAAGUUGAAAAACCAUGGAAAUGUCUUUGCUAAGGGCAACUAAUCUUUGUUUAAGGUUUGAUGAAUGCUACAUGAAGAUGCAUCGAUAUUUCAUUCACUUUACUCACUUCAUUCACCAACUUAAUUCAGUUUUUAAUUUUUAUUUUCAUGAAUGUAAAAUAUUUCUUUCUUUCUGAUUGGCUUAAAUCCCCUGGGAAAAGCUAAACAGGAUUUAUUGAUUAAUGUCAUUAAUAAUUAAUCAACUUCCCAUUAACUUUAUGAAUGGCAUGGACCCUAACACAAGCUAAAAUUAUCUCCAAAAAUUAAGUGCCGCUUAACAAUCAAAUAUCAGACUUACGAUCAGUUAAUGCCAUGCAGCUUUCCAAUAACUUUUUUCACAAAUAACAACUUGAACACGACGUAACUAACGUAACAAAUAAAUAUUGGACCAGCAGCGGUGCAUCUUCAAUGUCACUUGUGACGCGGUCAUCAAAAUUCUUGAACGAAGAAAAACUUUCCUGCUCGCAAAUCUCUCCUAGUUUUCUUUUUUCAGCAUCUCGUGAAUAUGAACAGAAAUUAAACAGUUAAAUAUUGAGCCCGGUGAAACACGUACCCUAAAGUGCAGCUAGCGCUUGCAAACUGCUGCACUCAGCCAAACGAUCACAAGUUUUGCAUUUGAGCGGAAACGAUGCUUUCACGUGACAAAGUUGGUUUGUCACUUCACCGGUUCACCCCUCCCCAUUUAGAACUGAAACAAAGGGCCAGUUGGAGGGUCUCAAUGGGGUUAACCGAUAGGCGUAAAACGGCCAAAAAUUUAGCCGAUAGCCGUAAAAAUUAAAAAAAUUGAACCGUUAGCCGUAAAUAGCGUAAAAAAGAGUUCACCGUAAAAGAAAGUGUUCCCUAGAUUUGCUACUUUUAAGGAAGGUACUAAUCUCACUUAUGGUUGCGUUUUUUAUUUCCCGGCUAGUGUGACUCCUUACGCACGUUAGGCGAAGCACCUUUUAGGUGUUAACCAAGACCUAGGCUCCAUUUCCGGCGCUUUCUUGGGGAACUAAUUUUUUCCAUAGCGAAAGUGUGGCUUCUUGCUAGGGAUUAAUAUUUGCAAUUUUCAGGAGGUGGUGACCUGAAAACAGUAGUGAAACGACACUCAGAGAUGUCACUGUUUGUAAAACACGUUGCCGAUAAACAAAUUUCCCUGUUUUUCUCGGACGCUACGGUAGACAUCGCCAUGCCUAGUCCCUGUUCGGCGUCUUCCCACGCAAUCUCGGUCAAGGCAUUUCAGUGGCGAACUCGCUCGGACCACAUGACCCGAAAGGCAUCAGCCGCGCGGAAUAAUGCGGCCUACGUACAGUCCUUCGCUAUCAUUAGAAACACUGGACACGGGAAUUUUGUUAUUGCCGUUUUCACACUAGACCUGGAAAUGGAUCAUCCGUCUGAGACUAGCCUCUGUACAGUCGCGCCCUCCCCACAGACACCCCUUCUCCGAUUUUUUUUUCUGAGGGGAGGGGGCGGCUGUACACAGGCUAACUGGAACGGAUAAUCCUGUCUUCAAAAGUCAGGCGGAUUGUUUAUUCAAAAUUAAAACUAUUCCAUUGCCAAAUUAAGACGUAUCACCUAUCUGACGAGAAUCAUCAAACGGAUAACCCGUCUCACACGAAUAAUCCUUCUCUAGUGUGAAAACGGCCAUUUCUGUUAUAAUGAAUGUCGCGCCCCGGCCUUGAGUUGGGUGUUCGCGUGUCUGCUUUUGCUUUUUCACAAAGAUUAUUUUUAAAUUGACUAUUGACAUUUCUGUGUGUAAAAUAAUAUCAGAAGUGCAAUACUUUAUAAAAAGUUUUGUCUAUCAAAUGUUAAAAUUUUUCAAAAGAAUAGCUUAUUUCAUCCCGAGAUGAUCCGAAGACCUUUCUUUUGAUUUAAAGAUACAAAAAAAUACAGGUUAAUUAAUAUUUAACUUUUUGAAACAAAAGAAGUUAAUUUUUAACUUUUUCGUUAACCGUAACUGAAAAAAAUUAACCGAUAGCCGUAGAAGAGCCAAAAUUUUAGCCGAUAACCGUAAAAGCCACCACCCCAUUGAGACCCUCCAGUUGGACUCCAGUUGGACGACCCGUCUUGGACGCAUUUAGAGUCCUUCCGGUUUGUACCGCUGUUUGUAGUCCAAACAGGCACCAAAGCUUCAGCAAACUUUGGAAAAGUUUCGCAAUAAAAAUUUAGCGUUGGACUAAUUACAAACUUGGGGGGGAUCCGGCAAAGUUUAGACGGAUUCUGUCGAUAUCUUACAUGGGAGAGGGUAGGGUAGUUUGGUAAUUUCCUUUCCUAAAAGGUUUUCAAAAAAAUAGGAUUUCACUAGCUUAACCAUGAAAGACUGGGCUUUCUUUUAUCCAUGGCUUAACACUGAGUAGGUCUCUCGGACAUCGUUCUUUCAGAAUAUCCUGACAAAUCCCAUAAUUUCAGAAACUUAAUUUUUAUGACGUCAUCGCCUACUAAAUUACAGCUUCACUACUAUCUUUGAAUAUAGAGCGGUUUUCACUUGACUGUCGAAAGUAAUUGAGGAAUUGGCUUGGUUUUGGUUUUACUACGCCCUUUGGUUGGCUAGUGUAUUUACUUUGGUUUUGGUUUUACGACAGUCAAGUGAAAACCGCUCUAUUUACUUAAUAUACCUUGCCUUAAUCUCCGGGCGUGUAGCCGCCAGUAAUCCGUAGAGAUCAUCUAAGGUCUCAAAGAGCUGAGAGCUAGCGCCAGACGAGUCGGUUUACUGGCGAGGGAAGAAGAAGCCAGUACACCAGGGCGCUUUUUUUAGAAUGGCGAUAACCAAUCAAAGCAGCUCGACUAGGCAAAAUUUAUGAUUUUACAUUUAAAUAAAAAAAGGUCAACUUGACUCCGCGAUAUAGUUUUCAGUAGGUACCAAAGAGCCAGAUUUAAUAAAUAAAACUGUAUUGGCGAAGGAUAAUUUGUACUCGUACAGUCAUCGAAUUUCGCAUUAUAUGGACUAAUACAUGAGGAAAAGCGAGGUCCAAAUUAACUUUGAAAAUGGUAAAACUGUAUAUACUUUUCUUUAAAAAAAAUGGCUCUAACAUGGCGUUCUAGAAAUUGCUCUGCAUUCUCUGCUGGGUAGCAUAUAAAUUACUUUAAAUUAAUAACGGUGUGUACCACUACAGUAAUUUUCUCCUAGGUGGUAAAAUGAAUUAUUAACGAAUGAGGUCUAUAUCAGCGGGAGAGAUGAGAAAUCCGAGCUCUCUAUAAGCUAUAAACAUAAAGGGAAUUCAGAGAAUGAUUAUGAGCUGGACAAAAACAAUUGCAAACAAAUAUGUAGUGCACCAAUGCAUUUGCUUGUUUUGUUAUAUUUGGCAAACAGGUGCAAUGAAUUUACUAUUACUCGAAUCAGAUUUAUCCACAUCAGAAUAGAUGAACGCAAAAAUUUAAAAUUAACUCCGCAAGAACAGUCUUUCGAAAGUUGUCAUCAGAAAAUAUAAUUGUGUUCUGUUCUCGGAUGUACAUGUAAAAUGGGAAACAAACAGGCGGCCUUUACAGAAGAUCAGCUUGAAGAUUAUCAGGUUUUCGUUUUAUAACCGAAAAAUAUGUGUUAUCCAUUAUAAAAUGUUCAAGCGUAAACAUCUAUCUAGAAGUGGCACAUAGUUUAGCUUUACUUCUGUAUUUUAUUUUUAUCGUUUCAGGACUGUACUUACUUUAACCGAGCUGAUAUAUUAAGGUAAGUUUGAAUAACUGCUGGGAUAAUUAAGAUCUCAUGCAUUUCUCUAAAACAAAUUAAACACAAGGUACAAGAGUACACAGAAUUAUAUGUAUUAAAGUGAUAAACAGUUAUAUUUCACGCGCGAUCGAUCUCAUUUUCAUGAUCAGACUAAGCUGUUCGAAAAUUAAUUGCUGCUUUUAACCUGCCAAAUUUAUAGAUCUCGAAAACGCACCAAAAACGCACCACCUUUUUUUGAGUUAAAGCAAACGAAAGACAGUCAUGAGUUUUAGGGGAAAAUUACACAACAAAUGUGGCCACGCAAUCAUUUUUGGCUAUUUUGAUAACCUGAUUUAAAUCCCUGUAAAGUGGUACUAUAAAUUUUCAUAUAACCCCAUCUAUCAAAUGCACCUUCAACUUCUCAGUCGAAACUUCCUCCCGAUGGAAAGCACCAUGUAGGAAAAACAUUGGACCACUUCAGUUAUUACACGCAUGUAGGCUUGACGAGACGGCUUGGGACCCAAGUUCUUUACUCAUUAUAUUUACUAACUGUUAUAUAUGUGAGAGUAUCUCUUGUAUACCACUCGACUAGAUCAACGCCUCAGUCUUUCACAUAUCUUUGCAAUCAUGUAAAGGGGGUGGCCCGUUUCCGUCGGCCUUUGACUAUUUGCUAUUCAAUCCAUGCCUUUAAUAAUUGUUAUUACGCUUAAGAAUCACUCCAAGAAGUUUAAAGCCAGGGCUUUUAUUCCCUCUUCUGUUUGCGGGAUAGACUUUCUCAUUUGUUAUUGUUUUCAGAAUUCACAAAAGAUACAGGGAAUUGAACGCAGACGUUAUUCCGAAGGACUUUACAGAACUUGACGUCCAACCAAAACUGAAAUAUAAAUUCCUUCAGCAGCUUCCAGAACUUAAAGUAAGAUAAGUUAAAUUAGCGAUUAAUGAUUUUAGUGUAUCAAAAAGUAAGGUGCGAGCUGAUUUCUGGAAAGGGAUGGGUUGACCCGCCGACUGUACACAGGCUAUCGCGGCUGAAUUGGUGAACGACUGAAGGUUAUGCCCGGAGUCCCACAGUCAUUAUCCCAAUGACGAUAUAUCCUACUGAAGUGAUUGUUCCUAUUAAAAGGCCUACUAUUUUGAGAAACCUGAUAGUUCAGUUACAUCUUACUUUAAGACGGCUUGGUAGAUCUGGCGUAUAAGGUCUUUACAGCCACUAAGGCGCGGAAACAUGAAAUAUAUAUAUGCGUUAUUAAUAUAUUGACCAAGGGUGAGGUCACAGAAAGCUGAACAUCGGCCAAGGUUUUUUUGUUGUUGUUUGUUUUUUUGUUUGUUUGUUUGUUUUGCCUUUUUUAUGGACCGAGACCGAGUCGAAGUCUAUCAAAACUUUUAAAAGAAAUUGAAGACGAGUCCAAUAUCCAGCCAUCUUUACCUCAGUUUGGCCACUAAAAGAUUUGUUAUGGGCCAAAAAGAGAACUUUUUCUUGCGUGACCAACAUGCACAACUGGAAAUCCAGAGAAAGCAGGCAAGAUGAGCAGCGACAGUAACGCUCCAUUUCUGUUUCCUCGCAGGAGAAUCCCUUUAGAAGGAGGAUCUGCGAGGUAUUUUCACUGAAAGGAGACGGUGCCUUAACAUUUGACGACUUUCUGAACAUGAUGUCAGUUCUUAGUGAAUCGGUGAGUUUGACAAUCGAUUGGAAAACUGUUUAGACUAUUUACUCUCUUGCUGAUUCGUGAUGGCGACUCAUGUAUCAUCUUAGUAAGUAAGGUUGAUGACAAUUCACCAAAAGCACAAAAGUCAUGAAUUUUUCGUUCUCAUUUUACAGGCACCAAGAGAACUGAAGGCAAAGUACGCAUUCAAGAUAUUUGGUAAGACUAGAAGUCAAAAGUCGUAAUAGCGCAAAUUUCCCCAACCCGGCCCCAAAUCAUGGAUACGCGUUUGAGGCUUUUUGAGGCGCACUUAACUUCUUGUUGCGGUUGAGGCAUCAUUCUCGAAAAAAAAAAUCGAAGACGAUGUGGACGAAAAUGUUUUGCUCGGUUUCAGGUGAUAUGUGCAUCUUCUGGCCGGCAGUAAAGUGUUGACUACUUUCUAGGCCGAAAAUACUUGUUAACUUGGGAAGAAACUUGGGAAGUCCAGAAGGCAAUCCAUACAAAUAUCUAAAAAGAUGCAGAAAAGCCAAUACUUAGCACAUACGUUGUCCUUCGUUUAAGGCCGGGCAAUGACUUAAACAACAACAACAACAAAAAACUUUAUUUCAAGAAUUUAACUUAAGUAUUUGCAUUGACCCGCAGGUAGCAACUGCUAAUAAUCUAGGCGGGACGGACGAAAAACUGAGGGUUAAUUAACUGUUACAGCUGUAAAGUAUUAUUACAUAAACACAGAGUUAAGGCAACGAUAAGGUUAGACGUUUAAGAGGAAAUCAGUUGAAACUUUAUAAACACUUAAUUAUUUAUAUAUUUAGCAAGCCCAACUUUUUGUAUAAUGAUAGGUGUUUCUAUUAUAAGUCAUUUUCUUUUACUAAAAUAUCUAUAUUUUAAGUCGGCAAAUUUCUCUUUUAAAUUCUUUCUUGGGUGAUUUCCCUGGCACCGUACUCCUCACUUCACUUUGAUCUGCUCACUUUUUGAGAUAAGGCACUAACUGGGUAGCUCUACUUUUAAAAUCUAUUUCUGCUUUAUCAAGAUUUUGAUGGCGACAAUUAUCUUGGUAAGGAAGACUUAAAACUGACCCUGCGAGCCAUCACAGCAAAUGAACUUUCCGACGAAGAGAUGGAGUUUGUCACUGAUAAGGUAAACGAUGUCGUGCAUUUUCUGGUAAAAAUCUAGUCACGUGUGCUAAUUACUUGACCGUGCUUACUCUUCGGGUAGAGAAUUCAAUUGAUGCUUUUCAAAUUGAAAUUGUGUAGCGUUUUUCGCAUUUUUUUUCUGAACGACUUUUCACCACUAUUUCGGAGCCUGUAACAGGCUAUCUACUACAUGCACGGACCCUCCUCCGGUGGUUGGCGUUCGUUUGAUUUUACAAAUUAAAAUAGGGUCGAAACUUUCGUCCUCUAGAUCUAUAUCUUUUUGCUGUCGUUUCGUUCUGAUUCUGUCCAUGAUUGCAGUCUUGGACAAAAUGCAUGUAGAAAGACCUGCCCUGCUAAAUUCAUCAAGGAUAGGAAAAAGGUCCGCUUUGACCAUCGCGCGGCUUCAUCCUUGAUCUGUUUAGGGAAUGGCGUUGUGGUCUGCUGUUCCAUUUUGUUCUGUCCAAAGUUGUAGUUUGAGAGCCGGUAUUUCGCACUCGGGCCUGUGAUCGAAACCGGAAAUGAGAAGCGAAGGACUAUUGAGAAAGUAUAAUACCCUCAGGAGCCACUCCUGUACCCUGCAUCAGUCUCUCACUAGUCCCUUCUCGCCAGUUGCCUUGAUGACGAUUGGCAGAACGUUUGAAAACAUUUAAAACUUAGCUUGUCCUUUUUGUCUCAACAGUUGUUAGAGGAAGCAGACCUGGACGAAGACGGCCUGUUAUCUUUUGCGGAAUUUGAAAACGUUAUAGCGAGAUCACCAGAAUUCAUGAAGUGAGUUCUAUUCUCCGUUGCUGAUUGAUGCCGGACUUAGUUUCCUGUGAGGAGCCCAUCAAUUGAUGGGGUCCUGUUUCCUGUCGAUUAAACCAUCCUAUGCUGACUUGUCCCCAGUCGUCUCUCGGUUUCCUAUUUAAUUAGGUUGAUUUAGCAACAGAACGGGAACGUCAAUUGACGAUGGGAAAGCGCGCCAAACGGACUGCAGGUGACUUCCUGAGCCCAAUUUGCCGCUCUGCCAUUGGUCAAGCCAGUUGUUUGAUUUGCGCGAGCCUUCGUCAACUGCGCGGUUAAAGGAAGCCCUGGGGAUGAAAAGGGAAAGAGUUUCUUCCUUUCCUAUGUUACCUUCCCAUCGUCUCCUUCGCACCAGAUACAAUGGGCUGAUUUAGCAAAAGAACGGGAACGUCAGUUGACGAAGAAAGCUGAUUCGUUCCCAGUCGUCUCUUAUGUUAAGCGGUCACAGAACGGUCGCGGGAGAGUCUUAGUAGGCUGAUUUAGCAACAGGACGGGAACGUCAGUUGACGACAGAAAAGCGCGCGGAAAGGACUAAACACGACUUCCGGUGCCCAAUUUGCCGCUCUGCCAUUGGUCAGCCCAGUUAUUUGAUUUGCGCGCGCCGUCAUGAAAUUCCGAUUUAUGUCAAUGUUUCUACUUAAAUACGUUGAAACUGAAUUGUCAUGGGGAUUCUUUUUAUUAUUCAUUCCAGCAAUUUUCACAUCCACAUUUAG
Molecule: messenger RNA, 12237 nt
Organism: Porites lobata
Lineage: Eukaryota; Metazoa; Cnidaria; Anthozoa; Scleractinia; Poritidae
Source: the annotation of a GenBank genome assembly